UGCACGCGACAGCAUCUAUCCUGGCUCGGUCGUCGUGCUCGCUCGCGCCUUCUUCCUUCCGAUUGCGAUAAUAUAACGGGGGCCGCCGCGGCAUCAGUGACUGCCGCCACGUCCUACGGAGUGCACCCACGCUCUUUAGCAUAUCUCCGUACGUCUAUUUAGCCACGUGCUCACGUAAUCACAAAGAUUUUUAUAUUUUCACCGACUGACGAUGUCACGCGUUCACUCUUGACCUCGUGAUCCGCAAUCGUUGCUUCGCUACUGGACAUUGGUACACGGAAGUCGCGACGCGAAUCGGCGGAAGUUUCAGCAGAAGGUUGUGACAGGACGUGUGAGACAGAGGCGGGAGACGUCGGAGUGGAUAUAGAAUCUGGCCUCGCGCCAGGUCCGCGUGAUUUGGAAGGUGUUAUCCUCGGGCCGAUGACAGCUACUGAACGAGAGUGAGGUUACCCGGACCGGUGACACGGUCAGGGACGGUGGGUGGUGCGUCCAGGUUCGAACUAGACGGCAUGACUGGUACGUAAGGAAACGCUAAGUGGUAGGAGAGGUUAAGGUGGAGGAGGACGAGGAGGAGGACGAGGACGAGGAGGAGAUGGCGGUGUCGGAGGUGAAGAAGGGGGCGUAGAAGGUGUCGGAGAAGGUGCAAGUGAGAAGGAGGUUUUCGUGAAGUGCUAAACGCGGGUGACUUGUGCUAGUGACAGGAGUAUACCGGCUAUAUACACUGACAGUGACAGGAGACGGUUGAUGCAUUCAGUGUUCGACCGAGUGUUUACGUCGGCCUCGAGGAAGGUCCGCGUGUUCCCCGAAGGGCCGAGGUCGAUCCAGUAGUUAGGAUUAUAAGAAGAAGCUCAGCACGUUGGAUCUCGCGGCGGUGACAGCUUACGGGGGCGUACCCGGUCCCAGGGUCGCGCUGGCGGGUACCGGGGUCCUAGCGCUACCCGGUCACCAGAUCCCUGCGAACACGCCAGCAUCCCCAAGGAGCAAGUCGGCAGGGUUGGCGGGCCUGGACAGCGAGGCGGUACGUCGGUGGGUCGCCGAGGCAGCCAGGACAGUCCGGCAGAUACCAUCUGCCGGUUCCCAUCAUCGUCAUCAUCAACGGGAGCAACAUCAGAGACAUCGGUCCCAGCAUCAUCAGAACGACAGGCAUCAGCAUCGCCAGGAGGAGCCUCUCGGUACCGGAUACGUUAUACCCUCGAUGACGCAGACGCCGAGCAUGCAUCUCCUGGAGAACAACGACCUCGUCGAGGCGAUGGCGCAGCAUCAACAACAUCAGCAGCACCAGCAGACCCAACAUCAGAGCAGUCCCUCGCGACAGGCGCAGCAGUCCCAGCAGAUACAGCAACCUCAGCAGCACCAGCAUCACAGUAAACAGAAGCAGACCAGUCCUACGAACAAUAACACUAUCGAGGUCUGGAGGUCGAUACAGGGUCAUCAAUGGUGGAGUCCACCCAGCGCGAUACAUCAGGAACAGGUGUCCCAGACCCAGGUAUCUGGCUCGGCCAUGUGCCAGCCCCGUAGGAUCACCGACAAUCAGACCUCGGCCGAGGUCGAUCAGCCCCUCGACUUCUCCGUUGGUUCCCUUCAGCAGCAGAUCAUUCAGGAACGAGCCAGGACUGUUCACGAGAGACUCCAGGGGCGGAUUCACGAUAACAACAACGGCUCGUCCCUCGCGCUGAAGACUAUUCGCGCCACGGGACGACGUAGUUACAGUCCUAGUGACGAGGCCAGCACCAGCGGCAGCGAGGACGAGGGCGUAUCUACGGGCGGAAGUCCUUCGGGACCUCUACGGGGCGUCGAGACCGAUGCGUGCGAGUCACUUGUGGAUCGACCUUACGGUAAAGUCUGGGUGGGCGAUAACGAAGUGGCAUGGCGAACGGAUCACAGCUUCAGAAGAAGUUCGCCAUUGAAUCCUUGUAGUACGACGAUAACGACGACAACGGCAGGUGGCGGCGCAUUAGCGCAUCCCGACCUUUCACCCCCGAUAGCAGCGCCGGUUACGACACCCGAACACAGAAGCACAGCAACCCUUCAGGCGAAGCUGGAAGGUCACUCUCCUGCGAGCGAUGCUCUUGGCAGGAUCGACAAGGAACCCCCGUCACCGGAAUCUAUACAGGAUGCGGAUCUUCAUGGUGAUGUUGACGGACCUGAACUUAGCGGCGAUGACAGGAGUAUCGCCAGCGAUGUUCAGGAUGGACACGAGGCCAAUUUGGAUCACGAUUCCAUGGACUCGGACAGGGAAGCUCUUAAUUUGGUCACGGACGUUUCGCAACGGAAUAGCAGCAGUGGUACCAGUGGUAGCGCGUCUUCGCCAAGUUCCGGUGUGAGUAGCCAACUGACCGGAAGUCACGCGGGUAACACGGGAAGCUCCCAGGCGGCAUUGGCGGCUCAAUUAGUCGGUCAACAGCUCCUGAUGCACGGAUCGCUUGGGGCCUUAAGUCCCCAGGAGAUUCAGGCGCUCGCAUCGACGCUACAACAACAACAACAGUCCCUCCAGCAACAGCUACAACAGUUCGCCAUGUUCCAGCAGGCAAAUCCAGCAGCAGCGGGACAACUUCCGGCGCAGGCGCAAUUCUUCUUACAGAAUCAGGGGCUGUUGCAGAGCGGUGGCUACCCCCAGAGACCAAGUCAUCCGCGCUCACAGUCCAUGCAGGUUCAACAAGCAGUGGCGCAGGCAGCACAACAGUUACAGGCCCUGCAGAAGCAGCAAGCGCUACAGGGCGGAGGUGGCUUGGUGGGGAGGAAUUUGGCACAACAAAGAUCACCACCACCCCCUGGUACUCCACCUGCCGUAAAACCACCCCCGACCAGGUUGGAACCAUCGCCCGAAGAGACCACAGACCUGGAGGAGCUUGAGCAGUUCGCCAAGACGUUCAAGCAGAGGCGGAUCAAGCUCGGCUUCACUCAGGGUGACGUUGGCCUCGCUAUGGGGAAGCUGUAUGGAAAUGAUUUUUCCCAGACGACGAUCUCCAGGUUCGAAGCGCUUAAUCUGUCUUUCAAGAACAUGUGCAAGCUCAAGCCCCUCCUGCAGAAGUGGCUCGAGGAUGCGGACAAUUCUUUAAACAACCCCAAUUCCCUCUCUAACCCCUUGACGACCCCGGAGGCAAUAGGAAGACGGCGGAAGAAGCGAACGUCCAUAGAGACCAGUGUACGGGUCGCCCUGGAGAAGGCCUUCAUGCAGAAUCCCAAACCCACGUCUGAAGAAAUCACGAUACUGGCCGACAGUUUAGCCAUGGAGAAGGAAGUGGUGCGAGUCUGGUUCUGCAACAGGCGACAGAAGGAAAAGAGAAUCAACCCCCCCACGGCUGCCAUGGGGAGUCCCACAAUGGCGUCACCGGCACCCUCAGUCUUUGCAUCCCUUGCCAGCUCGAUGUCCGGGAGUCCACUGGCACUCACGACACAUUCCUCGGGGAUGGGACAUUCCCACCCUCAUCCAACACCCUUAGGAUCACCCUUACCGCUGGCGCUGGUCGCCUCGGCAGGCGGUAAUUAUCAUCCACUCGGUGGUAAGUCCCACGAGUGACACCAGCCUGCGGCCCAACAGGGGGACGCUCUCUAUAAUCAUCACCAUCAUCAUCGUCAUCAUCACCAGCAGCAGCAGCAACAACAUCAACAUCAUCAACAACGACGCUUGUGCAAUCUCCCCGAGUUCUAUCGCUAAUUGGUAGACCGGUCUCUUUCUUUUUCUUUUUUCUUUUUCUUUUUCUUUCCUUCGUCGCCGGAGGACUAAACUCUGGGUGGUACCGGAAGACUCUGGACUCUUCUUGCCGGAAACUCAUAGAAUUCACCGAUCUUUCUUUUUUUUUUCUCGCGGAAACCAGAGUCUACGAAGAGGAUAUCCAAAGGCGAGAAAAUUUGGAGAAAAAGCAGGAAACGAACAAUUUAAGAUUGUGGAAUCCAAAAAAUGAGUAAAUAACAGUGAAUUGAACCGGCUUGGAGUCCGCCCAGAAUAAUAAUAUCGAUCACUGUGUAUAUAGGUAGUAAAAGGUUAUUAGUAUUGUCAUUAUCAUUAAUUAUUAUUAUUCGAUAUCAAAUCGAGAAGGAAGAUCCCAAAGAUACGCGUCCUUUUUUUUUUAUAUAUAUAUUCCCAUCGAACUUACGAAACGAAAGCGAAACGGGAAGAUAAGAGAUAACUGAUUAAUUAGAGAACAUUAAUAAAAGGGUACGUGGGGAAUCGCUCGGAAAUAUUUUUUAAUCAAAUUUUUUUUCCUUGACUAUUUAAGUACUCUGCCAUCGGUCAAUUUGGGUAUUCCCUUAUUCUCAAAAAAAAUUGUUCUACAUUUUUUUUUAAUUCUCGUUUCUCUUAUUUCUUCUUCUCGUUCUAACGCGACAGCCAGGCUGUACCAUACGCCAGACAAAUAGUGACGGCUAAGAUCUCGUAGGGCUUUAGUCGACCUUAAGAGAACGAAUUACGUAAUCUUUAUUUAAUUGUUAUUAAUAAUUAUCAAGACAAUGUACCUAUUUCUGUUCCAGACCCACUUCUUGUCCACCUUAUUAUCGCUAUUUGUAACUAUUAAGUAUUAAUUAUUAACUACUAAUUAUUUUAUUUCAUUAUUAUUAUCGCACCAUCUAUUUAUGAUUAUUCGUAUUUGUUAUUCGGUACUCAAAUACCAUGACAGACCAAAAUAAUGUUAUCGUUAAUCCGGUGAACGUUUCCUUUUUUUUCUUUUCUCUUUUUUAACCAUCUAAAUUUUCACAAAUUUUUACGUACAAUCGGGCAAUCGAAAUUUUUGAAAUUUUCUUCAACUUCAUCGUGUCUCAAUUUAUCCAGUGUUAACUCUCAUUCCCAUAUGGUUCACAUAACGCUUUCGCGAGUGAUGACAUAUUUUAGUUUUUUUUUUUGUUACUGUAACAUUAGUCUAAUUCAUCCGUACAGAUAUACGUAACGUACCGAUAGAGGCUCUCUUUUCGACUCUUCAGUGUCAAUAAUACAGACUCACAGUCUUCCAAGAGUAUAAAGUUCCUAUGCGAUGCGACGCGACUUCCGGCGAGCCGUGCGAGAGCUGUUCUAUUGAUUCUUCAUUUUUUCUUCUUCUUACUUCGCGUAACUAUCAAAAUGUAUAAUAGUUGUAACUGUUCGUAUUACGAAUUUGAAAAUAAUUUUUGGAACUUUCGAAUAGUCCGAAAGGAGACAAUCGAUUGCGUAUAAGACGAUCGAUUGAUUCUUUUCCGAUAAACAAAGAAUUUUCAAAAAAAAAAAAAAAUAACGACCGUUUCGACAUUUUUAUAAGAAAUACGAAAUUUCGAUAUGGCCAUAUAUCACGUUUACGUACAACUCACGUAUAUCAGUUUGCGUUUUAUUAAACGUAAUUUUUCAUUGUUAUUCCAAAAAAUUUAAACUUCACCUCAAAAAUUCAUUUUCCAAAAUCGAACGAUUAUCUCUUUCACUUUGAAAAUCAUAGAAAAUCAAAUAGCUCCGAUCACUUUCAUACGAAAGAAGAAAUAAUUUUCGAUUUCCUUUACGAAUGGUGUCAAGUAGUAUUAAAGAAGAUGACAGACGACACAAAUUUUUGUAAAUAGGAUACGUCGUUCGCGAAGAUCUCUUGCGAAAGCUUUGAAAAACCAGGGCUGUAGCAAGACAAUUGUGAACCCAACCCUUAUUUCCCCGUGUUAGCCCCUUCUCUUGACUUGUACAGAAUGCCCCAAUGACUUGACUUCCCUCGACGAACUAUUUAAUUCCAAAUCGACCAAAAUUCAAGGUCCUCCGCGCGUUGAGAACAGGGUCACGUAAACUUUAAUAGAAACGCGACAAAAUCCGAUCAGUUUGUACUAAUGCAGUGACACGUACGAUACAGAUCGUUUUAAAUUUAACAAUCAAUAUCAGCAGCAACUGACAUUAAUGACUGAUCGGAUACUGCGAUAGUCAAAAUUGAAAGAAAAAAAAAAAAAAAAAAAUGAAAAGAAAACGAAAUUGCAGAAUCGAUUACCAGAAAAAAAAAUACAACCAAAACUCGCCAUACGCAUUAAUUAAUUAAUUACUUCAUAGUAUAUCACAUCAAUCUUUUCUCUAUUUAGAACAAGUACAAAUUUUCCGAGUUUCAUAUUUCACGGUGGACAUUUUUUUUUUUUUUUUUUGUAAAUCUAUCCCAAAAAACUGGUAUCGGAUCCAUGCGAUUACGAAGUAUAUCACCGAUUUCGUUUUUUUAUUUUUUUUUAUUUUUCAUCUCGCGUGGUGAAUGUAACCCGGUGUUACGAAAUUCUAUGUUUCCUUUAAUUAUCGCCUGUCGACGAACAACAACCAUGAAUGGCAUGCAUAUAUAUAUAUAUAUACAAAAAUAUAUAUACAGAAUAUGUAUAUAUACCAUAUAUAUAUAUAUGCAUGUAAACCGCGCAUAAGCAUCUCUAUAAAUUAUAUAUAAAAAAAAAUAAAGAAAUAGGGACUAUAUCAAUACUACCAGUAAGCACGCGUAUCUGAUUGUACGUUACAUAAAAUAUAUACAUAUAUAAAUAUAUAAAUAAAUGUAUUGUAAAUAGUAAGAGGUAUAAAAGACAACUAGACGAAAGACGGGAGUAAUGAUCACGGCGUCUGGCGCAUCGUUUAAAUCGUGCCGGCGAAUUUUUCGCGUUACACUGAUAAGCCAACCUUUUAAUUAAUAUGUAAUAAUAAUUAUUAUUAUCGUGUACAUUGUGAGAUUUUUUAUAAAAAUGGGACGCGCUGUUCCUCCGCGUAGACGUGCACCGACGAGGACAAUGUGCGUUUCAUCCCCUGUGAAUAUUUGCACGUGAGCCUGACAGAGUGUAUGGAGUAUGUGAAGGGUAUGUGCAUACGUGUAAAAGGGUGAUAUAUAUCGUUUUUUUUUCUUCUUUAGUUUCAAACGCGCGAAUCGAAUUCCAGAGUCGUGGACCAAGUAUAGUAAAACGAAAACAAAAGUUCCUAAACGAAGAUUAAAUGGGAGACGGAAGAGAGAGGGGAAAAAAAAAAGAAAAAGAGAAAGAAAAGGUGCGAAUGACUUGUGACAGCCAAUAGGAGGGAAUGGACUGUGCGUAUGUGUAUAGUUGAGAGUAUGUGCAAGUGCAAGGGUAAUUAGUGAUUGUAAUUAAAAAAAAAAAAUGGAGCAUGUAUUUGUAUGGGUAUGAAUCGUGUGUGGAUGUGAAUGACGCGCAUUGGACGACGCGAAAAAAAAAAGAAAGAAGGGACUUUUAAAGUGUAGAGAAAAUUUUGGAGGUGAGAGGUCGAAUCGACUGAGCGGCGGGCAAUUGCUCUAACGAGGUCUUGUUGUAGAUAAUUAACGAAGGAAAAGCGAAAUUACCCCUAGCGCUGUACUGUAAGGAAAUUUGUGGUAUCGGCGAUAAGAGGAUGGCUGAUAUCGGGGGUAAGAUUGAAAAUGGAGCAUCCCUUAAUAAAGUAUGGUCGUAAUGUUUUUCGGAAAAAUUUCAUGCCGGUUGUAAAGAUUGCGACAACCAACCUACCCUUCGCCACUCCGACAACCCCGCCCGACCCCGACUAGAGACAUUAUCGUAGCGACGAUUUAUUAUUAAUAUUAUUUCAUUAUAAUUUUAACUUUUAUUAUUUCAAAAUAAAAACGAUAUAGAGAUUUCA
Messenger RNA from Cephus cinctus (wheat stem sawfly), 7537 nucleotides. Its product is annotated as POU domain, class 2, transcription factor 1. Bases 1196 to 3520 code for a protein of 774 amino acids. Gene Ontology annotation, biological process: regulation of transcription by RNA polymerase II. Gene Ontology annotation, molecular function: DNA-binding transcription factor activity, RNA polymerase II-specific; RNA polymerase II cis-regulatory region sequence-specific DNA binding. Lineage: Eukaryota; Metazoa; Arthropoda; Insecta; Hymenoptera; Cephidae. The transcript is spliced from 10 exons. The record is from RefSeq and is a predicted model, not a curated record.